GUUCGUUUCACUCGCAACUGCGCAUCGAAGUAGAUUGGACGUAAAAAUUCCGCUCUGAGAAACGAUAGACAGCUCCAAAAUCAAAAUGUCCAAAUCGAGUUCCACGAAUCAAGCAUCGAAAAUGCUAAGCGAUAAAGUUCUGGAAAUCGAACAAUGUUUGUUUCCUGUUCCGGAGGAGUUUUUCAUGAAAAAUCCAGAACAGGACGAGUGCGUUUCGGUGGCAUUUAGUGAAUCGUCGGACAUUCCCAAUAUUCCGUCGUAUACGAAGUUAGUGGACCUGCUGAACCAAGGGUUAUCUCCAGAGGUCAUCGAUAGGUUGUGUUUUAACGAGAUGCUCUUGAUAAGCGCUGACAACGAUGAAAUCGUCGGUGGACUGGCCAUCCAAGUGGAAACUAUUGCUGACGAAGUUGUUGCAGUUUUUUGCAGCUCUCAAUUCACUAUGGGUGAGGAUCGGACAGCUCGAUGCGAACUGCUGGCCUUGACCGAUAAACAAUUUAACCCAUUUCAGGAGAGAAAGUGUGAGACGGUUCUGGCGGGAGAUUUAAAACAGGAAAAGCAAUUACAAUUAUAUUUCGAAGAAGAUCAAAGCGUGACAGCUUUCCGUCAGGAAUCGGUUGCAGACAAGAACGAAAGCUUCCAAGGCACUCUCAAUGUCGGCGAAGAUGGUCUCCUCGUCCCGGAUGGUUUAAAUAUUCUCUUCAUGCGUUAUUUAGUGCUUACAGGAUAUAUCGGAGAUAUUCAUACACGAACAAUCGACAUCGAAGGACGCAUCGGGCAUUCCAUGUGCCAAAUUAAGCAAGCUGAUCCAUGCACAAUCAACGGUAAAAUACAUGACACCAGGCAAGUCAUUCGGAAAAUAUACUAUUCAGACACCAAUGGACCGGAGGUCAGUACCAGUUUGUACCUAUGUUCUGGGCACUUGCUGCGUCACUCAUGGGACAAUUCCAAAUAUUCAAUCGUCUUAAAUCCAAAGUCAUCGCUCUCGAGACUACCGAUUGAUAUGGAAGUUCUUUGUACCACGAUGCGCAUUUAUCUGGAAGAGUUGGCUAAACUAUUAGAAGGUGUCCCGAAAGACACAAGCAGAUGUUCUUUCGUUUUACCCAAACAAACGGAAAUUGUCCGCACGGUUCUCUCUGAAAUUUUGCGGGAUGCUACAGAAAAGGCAGCAGCAGAAACCACACAAUCACCUGAACGAUCAUUGUCCCCUGGAACUGUUAAAGAUGUACUGGUAGAUCUAAUAAAUCAGAUGUCAUUAUACUAGAUG
Ochlerotatus camptorhynchus is the source of this 1264-nucleotide messenger RNA. RefSeq lists its product as uncharacterized. Bases 86 to 1261 code for a protein of 391 amino acids. The transcript is spliced from 2 exons. The record is from RefSeq and is a predicted model, not a curated record. Lineage: Eukaryota; Metazoa; Arthropoda; Insecta; Diptera; Culicidae.